AUGCCUCAGGAUGAAAGAGCAUCCUCCCAUGUGCGCCAACUGCUCCAGUCCCUUACGCUGGAGGAGAAAGUGGCCCUCCUGGCGGGCAAGAACAUGUGGGAAACCAUCAACAUCGACCGCCUACACAUCCCCAGCCUGAAGAUGACGGACGGACCAGCCGGUGCCCGGGGCUCCAAGUGGACCUACGGCUCCUUGACCACCUGGAUACCGUGCGGAAUCUCCCUGGCUGCUACCUUUGAUCCGGCGAUGGUAGAGCAAGUUGGAAGGGUGUUGGGCCAGGAGGCACGCCGAAAGGGCUGCCAGGUCCUGUUGGCACCCACCAUGAACCUAUCGCGCUCGCCCCUAGGUGGUCGAAAUUUCGAGAGUUACGGCGAAGAUCUCUAUUUGGUCGUAGUGACCGCCACGGCGAUGAUCCGAGGUAUUCAGGCACAGGGAACCAUUGAUGAACGCAUCUUACGCGAGGUCCACAUGAAGCCGUUCGCGAUGGUUCUCGACGACCCGGCUAGCACGCCUUGGACGGCCAUGGUUAGCUAUCCCAAGAUUAACGGCCUGCACGCCGACAUCAGCCCACAUAUUCUUCCUCGUCUACUCCGGCAAGAGCUGCAAUUUGAUCGUCUGGUCAUGAGCGACUGGGGAGGGCUGAAUAGUACAGCCGACAGCCUGCGCGCCACAACUGAUCUCGAAAUGCCGGGUCCAGCCGUCCGCCGCGGAGAACGCUUGCUGGCUGCCAUUCGAUCUGGGGAGGUCGAGGUGGCCGCGCAUGUCGACCCGAGUGUCCGCCGCUUCUUGCAGCUCCUGGAGCGCACGGCCUGUUGGGAGACGCUACAGAGGCCACCGAACACUCCGAAGCUGCUACGGAUGAUCCCAUCUUUCACCGAAUCGCGCGCGAUGCAGCCCAAACGAGUCGCCAUCAUUGGGCCCAACGCCCGUCAACCCACCGCGGGCGGUGCCGGCAGCGCCGCUGUCAACCCAUUCUACGUCUCGACUCCGGAAGCCUGCCUGCGCGAUGCCCUUCAUGCGGCCAACGCAGAACUGCAGGUCUCCUACGAGCCGGGGAUCACGAGCAGCCUGCGCCCGCCUUUACUGGGAAAGCUCUUGACUGUCCCCGACGGGUCCCGGAACGGCUGGCAAGUUAGCUUCUUUGAAGGUCAUGCGCUGGAGGGUCCGGUGGUAGCGUCCAGUAUGUGGGACGACUCGCUCCUCUAUCUAUUUAGUGAUGGUGAUGUCCCGGCCGUGUUGGACGACCGGCCAUACUCCUACCGUGCCACCGGGGUGGUCACUCCGCAAGAGUCAGGUCGCUAUACCUGGAGUCUGGCAAAUACUGGGAAAGCCAAGCUCUUUGUUGAUGACGAGUUGUUAAUCGACAACACGGAGUGGACUGGUCUGACGGGCGGAUUUCUGGGCUGCUCUAGCGCAGAUAAGACAGCCAGCGUCUAUCUGGAAGCGGGCCGCGCCUACCAGCUGCGGGUGGACAACGUGGUCACGCUGCCAGUGAUAGAGGCAUUUGACAACACGCUAUUCCCGCGGAUCUCCGGGAUGCGAGUUGGCCUGGCCUUGGAGCAGGACGAGCAGGAAAUGCUGGCGCAGGCCGUGGCGGCCGCCCGGCGGGCCGAUGUGGCGGUGGUGGUGGUGGGCCACAACAAGGAUUCGGAGGGCGAAGGAGGCGACCGCACAACGAUGCAGCUUCCCGGUCGCACGGACGAGAUGGUCGGCGCUGUCUGUGCCGCUAAUCCCAACACCGUCGUGAUUGUGUAG
Aspergillus costaricaensis CBS 115574 is the source of this 1755-nucleotide messenger RNA. Its product is annotated as glycoside hydrolase. Lineage: Eukaryota; Fungi; Ascomycota; Eurotiomycetes; Eurotiales; Aspergillaceae. The transcript is spliced from 3 exons. The coding region runs from base 1 to 1755 and encodes 584 amino acids. The record is from RefSeq and is a predicted model, not a curated record. Gene Ontology annotation, biological process: carbohydrate metabolic process. Gene Ontology annotation, molecular function: hydrolase activity, hydrolyzing O-glycosyl compounds.